Molecule: messenger RNA, 831 nt
Organism: Aspergillus pseudoviridinutans
Lineage: Eukaryota; Fungi; Ascomycota; Eurotiomycetes; Eurotiales; Aspergillaceae
Product: Ser/Thr protein phosphatase superfamily
Exons: 1
Coding region: 1-831 (276 amino acids)
Molecular function (GO): hydrolase activity
Source: RefSeq, a predicted model, not a curated record
AUGCAUCAACCUAUGGCUUCUUUUCAAUUGGUAUCCGACAUCCAUCUGGAAGCUCCCCGCGCAUACGACCUAUUCAACAUCCCUUCGAAAGCGCCCUAUCUGGCCCUUCUAGGCGACAUCGGCUAUGUCAGCGACAAUGGCUUUUUCGCCUUUCUUGAAGGCCAGCUUCGAAAAUUCCAAGUGGUUUUCUUAGUAUUAGGAAACCAUGAGCCCUGGAAUUCCACUUGGGCGACGACGAAGGACAGGCUGAAACGUUUCUCUGAUAGUGUUCGCCAGAGAAAGGCUUCGGGAGAAAGUACAAAUGCCGAAAAGAAACUCGGAGAGUUUGUCUUCAUGGAUCAAACACGCUACGAUAUCUGCCCAGACGUCACAGUACUAGGGUGCACGCUUCACUCCAGAAUCACACAGAGCCAGGAAGAGCGCGUCUCCCUGUCACUCAACGACUUCUACCAGAUCAAGAACUGGGAUGUAGAGAGCCACCGUGCCGCACACGAGGCUGAUCUCGCCUGGCUCAACAACCAAGUCACCUACCUCGCCCAAUCGGAUCCGCAUCGCAAGAUCAUUAUCUUCACUCACCACUGUCCCACACUUGACGCUCGCGCAACUGAUCCUGCGCAUGUGAACAGUCCCAUUACGUCGGCUUUCGCGACAGAUCUCACUGGAGAGCCGUGCUGGGAGAAACCCCAGGUGCUCUUAUGGGCGUUUGGACACACGCAUUAUAAUUGUGAUUUUGUCGACAGUAGAACUGGGAAACGCGUUGUGGCGAAUCAAAGAGGCUAUUAUUUUGCGCAGUCAGAAGGUUAUGAUCCGGAACUGGUGGUUCGCGUAUAG